AUGACACAGUUGAUUAUUUAUUUUGUCGUGUCGACAUUAUUGACCCUGGACUCUUUAUGUCAAAAUGUAAAGGAAAAAAAUAAAGAAAUCAAUGGAAAGUGUUUUCAUCAUCACAUAACAGCACUAAUUCCAGCCAGAUCAGGAAGUAAAGGAAUCAAGGACAAAAAUUUAUCUAUUUUAGGUGAUGAAUCUUUACUCGAAAGAAUUCAUUGGAGAGAUCCAAGGACAGCAACUGAUAAUGCACCAACGAUAUCCGCCGUUGAAGAUUUUCUUAAACAACAUAACGAAAGUGAAAUAAUUGCUGUGAUUCAAUGCACAUCUCCAUUUAUAAAAAGUAAUUUUCUUCGUGAUGCUCUUGAUUAUAUAAUUAAAUUUGAUUUUGAUUGCGUAUUUUCCGUAACAAGAAGUCAUCAAUUGAGAUGGACGACGAAUGAAGAUGGAUUUGGAUCUCCUUUAAAUUUUGAUCCGAAAAAUAGACCUCGACGUCAAGAUUGGAAAGGAGAAUUUGUUGAAAAUGGAAUUCACCUUUUACCGACUCCUUUCACUUUAAUAAAAAAAAAUGCAGCGGAAAUUAAAAUCGAUCAAUACUCAACUAGUCAAAAUACUGCGCACAAAAAAAAAAGCUAUAACGUCGGUUUCGGUAGUUAUAAAAAAGGUUAUAAUGAAAAAAAUUUUUUUUUUGGAGUUUUAUCGGUAGCAGAAGAAAUUAUUUUUUUAGAUAAAUAUGUCAUUACCAAUUCAUAA
Molecule: messenger RNA, 744 nt
Organism: Pediculus humanus corporis (human body louse)
Lineage: Eukaryota; Metazoa; Arthropoda; Insecta; Psocodea; Pediculidae
Product: cmp-N-acetylneuraminic acid synthase, putative
Exons: 7
Coding region: 1-744 (247 amino acids)
Molecular function (GO): N-acylneuraminate cytidylyltransferase activity
Source: RefSeq, a predicted model, not a curated record